This is a messenger RNA of Porites evermanni, 760 nucleotides long. Lineage: Eukaryota; Metazoa; Cnidaria; Anthozoa; Scleractinia; Poritidae. The record is from the annotation of a GenBank genome assembly.
CAGCGGGCUAAAGACCACCGCAGGAUUUAUCAAAAAUUUUAUAUUGAAGAUCUUUUCCCUAAAAUCACGAACCGUUACCAAGAGAAACACGGAGAGGCCUUUCCUAUGUCAGGUGAGCAAAUAAUUUCAAUCAAAAAGAAAAUUUUAACUUCUAAAAAACUGAUCUGCAAUGGUUUGUCUUGCUCGAGGCACGACAACAUUGUUUAACGCCAAUUCAAUCAAUUUUAUAGACUUUGAAACUGUGUUUGCACCAAACCUCAAAUAACGAUUAUUAUUAAGCGAACAAAAUUUUGCAUUUUGUUGAUAAUAUGCACCUCACUCAGUAAGAAUGAAAUUCUCUUUUAGCACAUCGAAGGCUGGGAUGUAGAUUGGAUAGUUGUGACUGAGAGUGUUUUGCAAGGCUUUAAAGAUCCUAUUUAAAUUCUUUUUAUUUAUAGUUCAAGCAAAAGUGGACCAUUUGCAAAAGAACGUGAAUGAAAUAAUGGUGAAGCUUGAUGCAAUACUAAAACAAGUAGGAGGAGAAUUCCAACAUCGGGUAAGCAGAGUUUUUCAGGUCAUGCCGUCUAGAAAGACCUUUUUCCGAUAAACGCUGAGGAAUACGUUCCUACGCAGUGGGCCAUUACCUUAAAAGCGUUGCGCAGUAAUUAAGGAUCGAAUAUCUUUUUUCUAAUUUUACUGUAGGACCAGACAUCGAUGCAAACUUCAAGAAAUUUACAGGAGGCUGCGAUUUCCUACCAUUCGGCUGUUUGACCGGAAAUGA